AAAAUAUUGAAACAAAAAUGGACAUCUUGUCCCAGACAACUUCACCUGGCAGACGAGUCAGACAGACCGGGCAGAACAAACAUAAAGUGCCCAAAGCUUGCAGUCCCCGAUUCUCAGCAAAAUUCACAGCUAUUUAAAAGAGUGGCAGAAGAACUGCAACAUGAAUUUGGUGGUCAGGAAAAUUGUCCUUGGCCAACGGUUGUUUUAAAAGAGGCGUUUAAGAGGUAUUUCAAGUCAUGCAAAGCAAAACAGAAAAGAGUUGCUCUUGGAACAGAACAGCAACACGUUCAAAUUUGCAGGAGAAGGAGCAGAAAGGAGGAGAAACUAGCGAGAAGAUUAAAAACGAUCGAGAAAAUGGGUUGGAACCAGACGAAAGUGGCAAAGGUGGCAGACGUCAUGAGAAUGGACUAUAUGUCCUCUGAAAAAAGCGAGGUAGACGAGGAAACAAAUAGGAUUAAACACUACAAGGUUCGGAAGCUUUCUUGGGAAAGCAGAGAAUUAAAGCGAACUAAGAAGAAGCUUGAUAAAAACCACAAGGAUUCGCUACCUGGAUUGUCCAAACGAGCUGUUACACCAAGAGAGGAAGGAGAACCCUCCGGUAAACCAAAACCAGCCAACUGUCCUGGUUGGGCGUGUGUUGUUCUAACUGAAGACCCGACAAAUGAACCAGUUGGAGCACAAUAUUUAGCCGAGGAUGAUUUGAAUCUGUCACGAUAGACUCUUUAGUUAAAAAUUGCUACAAAAUUAUUUCAGUUACAUGUACAUUGACGAUGGACAUCCUAGAAGAUGCAAAUAAUUAUGUAUGCUAGUCCGAUGCUCUACCAAAUGAGCUACAAGGCCAAGUCGGUUCUUAAAUAUAUGUUUACUCCGAACUCAAAGUUCAGUGCCCUUGUUUAUUGGUCUCUAGACGCGCAAUAUAUUUUUGAAAAUAUAUUGGCUAUUGCGCGUCUGGAGAUCGAUGCACUGAACUGUAAUUUAAUUGUUGAAAACACCAUAUUAUUCACCGUACCAGAAACAUCACAUCAUGCAAUAAUAUUAGUAUAGGAAUCAUGGAUGUAUACUAUACAUUACGACUUAUCUAUUUAUUUAAAAUGAUGAAUUUUUGUAAAUACACGGGUAUAGAGGGAAAUAAAUGCUUUUUUGCAAUGAACUGGUGAUGCUUGUAUUUGUUUGACUAUAGCUAGCUAUACGUGUAGCUUGUACCAAAUAUAACGAUUAGAAAUUUAAGUUUUAUUGCGAGUUGAGCUUGUAAUUGAAUGGAAAUCAGUUUCUUCGUUUAUUUACAUGGAAUAGGUUAUAUAAGUAUAACAGCCAUGCAGCUAACGAAUUAACAAAAGCUGAAUUAUUGUGAAUAUAAUAGGUUAAUUAAAGACAGUUUAAAUGUGCAUUUACGCAAGGUUUAAUCAAUGUUUUAAGGCGAUUAAUCUAUACUUAUCUCACGCUUUAUCGACCUUUAAACAAUGUAUUAAAUCUACUUUUAAUACACUUUAGCCAACUAGCACAUUUAUGAUUAAAAUCGACUUUAGUCAAAAAAGUCAAGAUAUUAAAGGCAAUUAUACGUUCCUUUAAACUGCCUUAAUCUGCAUUUAAUCCACUUAAUUAAAUCUGCCUUUAGCACACUUUAAUCAACAUUUAGUCUUAAGUAUUAAUCCCGCCGUUAAUACACUUAGUACUGAACAUUAAACGUGUCUAAAGGUGUGUUUAGUGUAUUUAAUAAAUCGCAUUAAGUGUAACUAAACACCAAUAAAAUACACGAUUAAUCUGCCUUUACAACCGUAUUAAGGGCACGCUUUUCGUCC
Messenger RNA from Dendronephthya gigantea, 1799 nucleotides. RefSeq lists its product as uncharacterized. The coding region runs from base 355 to 717 and encodes 120 amino acids. The record is from RefSeq and is a predicted model, not a curated record. Lineage: Eukaryota; Metazoa; Cnidaria; Anthozoa; Malacalcyonacea; Nephtheidae. The transcript has 4 exons.